GAUAUAAAAGUUAUUACUGUCAACGUUAUUGGUAGAGGAUACGCAACGUUGUCUUCUAUAACUCCCAAUAUCGUUAUCAUUAUUCGAAGAGGGAUACAAGAUAUCCUGUAUGCAAGUUAACUGACUAUAUUUAAAAAAAAAAAAUCCGUAUUGUGGUGAGACAUUCAAAUAUUGCAAUGGAUGCCGGUACGAACUACUCUUCGUAUUACGAAUGGACUUCCUCAUGGAGUACAUGGAAUUUUUCUUCGUAUGAAUGGACGUCGUGGGCUGAACGUAAUAACAUAUCCCAAUACGAGUAUGAGCAUGACGAUGAAUCAUGGAACUUGCCGGCCGGCGAGCACGACUUCAACUACGACAAUGCUCUUAACUAUAUGGUCGGGAUCACGGCCAUUGUUGGCGUUGUUGUGACCAGCAUCACCUCUCUUAUGAUCGCCUGUCAUCGUCGAAUUCGAAACAAACGAUUCAUUUUUGCCUUCAACAUCAUUCUGGCCGAUUUUCUUGUUGAUACCGUCGUCUCGCUCCACUAUGUAGUCAUCAAAUUGCUUGCUGAUGGGCGUUCGGAUGGCUUGUUUCGUGCAGUGAAGUUCUUAAUGCCUGUCCUCUUCCAGAGUUCUAAUUUGGUGUCUACUGCUAAUGUUCUUCUUGUGGCCGUGGAUCAAUUCAUUGCCUUCAAAAUCGAUCCAUUUGGCACGAAGAACCUCCUCACCACCUCCCGACGUGUCGUCAUAUCUUUCUCAGUUUGGGCAGUAAUGAUCGGGCUGUCUGUUUUAAGUCAUCGGAUGCUACAAACUAGGAUGGAUCUCGUGCGAAUUUGCUCAUGCAAUUUUUUCAUAAUUGUCACCGGUGUGUGCUAUGCCCUGGUAUACAGAACAAUUGCAAAAACGCCUCUUACGUCGGGCGGGAGUCAGCUUCAGGAACGAAAGAAGAAGACAAAACGAGUCAUGCGCAUCUACAGUCUAAUACUGCUCGCUAGUCUGAUUCUUUAUACUAUUCCAGAUGUCAUAAUGGUCAUCAUGUACAAUGUUGGAGUUUCUUACAACACGAUACUAUGGAUUCAGUUCAGCCGGCUUAUUCCGCUCACUGUAAACACGCUCGUGAACGCGUCUAUUUACUGGUGGCGGAUGAUUGACAUUCGUGACAUAUUCACGUGUACAUCCACCAAUCACGUGUAAAUAAGCGUGAAUAAGCCAGUUUCGUUGUUCCACUCUGCGCAUGAUCAGAAGAUUCUGCGCAUAAUCAGAGGAAGGCCACUGGCACUAAAGUGACAUGAUGGAAUACAAUUUAAUGAGAUAACAACCAACUUUGAUGUCUUGAUUAUUUAUAUAUUCUUUUGAAUUGUGUUUUUCAUUUACAUCCACAAAAAACAACAAUGCGUCCACGAACGACUGGUAUUUCACAGUUUGCCAAGUGCAUUGUACAGAGUGCUAUAAUAAUGCAAUAUUGACUGGCCUCGGGGCGAUACGACUUAUAUUGCCCAAACUAGAUUUAUAUCGUCCGAGUCGUAGACGAGGGUGAUAUCAAUUUAGUGAGGGCGAUAUUUUUCAUAGUGCAUUUACCAUUGUUUUCGGAUCUAGCGCAGCAAGAAAAGAAAAACAUCGCGCAUUUUGCUCUACAUGAUCAGAUCCUAUGAAGCGACGAACAUCCUAACGAAUAGGGAGUAUUCACUUCCACAAAGGAGUCAUGAACACGGUUAAUGUAAAGAAAAUGACCGUUAAAUGACAGCGCACAGCUCGGAGGUCUUUGUCUUAAUCUAAAUUCCUUUCAUGUGCUGACGAUAGUGUCUUGCUAUAUUCAGAUACAAAUUAUAAGACAAUUGAAGAAAAUCUAAAGCACAACUGGCAAAUGCAUCGAAUGGGUGACAGACAACGAGCUCAGUUUACAUGUUGGGAAAACAGAAAGCCUUUUAUUUUGUUCAAAAGCAAGGUGAAAAUAUACACACGAUUUCAGGUUUUCAUAUAAUAAUUAAGUAAUUGCGAAAAAAGAUAUUUUGUGCCUUGCUUAGAUUCAAUGUCUAUUCGACUAUGCUAAUGCGACUUGGUACGGUAGUAUGGGUGUGAUGGAUAAGAAAAAGGUAAAAAGAAUAAUUCAGAAUAAUAUUUUAAAAUUCAUAGAAACGUUUUAGACCCAAGAACACCCCUGUCUCGAUUAUCCAUUAAGUACGGUACUAGAAAAAAAUGUAUUACCAAAACGUGAAGGUCAUAUAGGGAACACUUUUUAUUACAAUGGUAUCCGAUUUUGGAAUUAUUUUCCUAAUCAAGUUAAAGCUGUUAACAAUUUUCCUCACUUAAAAGUUGACGAAAGAAAUAUUAUACCUGAAACUGGAAUCUACAUAAUUGGAGAACAGCAUUUACCAGUGAAAAACACACAUUUUGUACAUUUGGUUUUCAGUAUUAUAUACACAACAAAAAAAGUAAGUCCCCCCUAGAUCAAAUUGCUGUAACCUUUGAACGGAAUUAUUUUGAGAUAUGAUAUUCCGUAGGUGGUUUUCUACACUCAUUAAGCAACUCCUGGAGAAAAAUAGGAUUGAUCGGUUGAGUCAUGCAUUAGUAAUUAAAGAUUGAAUUAAAAAUGACCAUUUUCGAAAGUCACAAGAGUCGUUUUUCAGAUUGUGCGAAUACAAAGUUGGGCAAAUGUUGUCUUUAGGUGAAUUUUAUGGUGUUAUGGUGUUUUACUAUCGAUCAUUUAGCAACUCCACACACAAUUUUGAUAUCAUAUGUUCAUGGUUGAGUGAGCACAAUGUAUUGCAGGGGCCGCGGGGGGGGGGGCUGGGCAGGGAGCUUCAGUCCCCCCCCCCCCACUUUUUUCCAAAAGCAUGUACAAAAAUGUAAAAAUGACCAUACGAUUGUGAUUUUUUGCAUGGUCAGCCCCCCCCCCCCCACUUUGAAAACCCCUUCCCCGGCCCCUGUAUUGUGACGUAUCAUCAUAGGGGUUUAUGGUAGUAUCCUCUACAACUUGUUAGAUCAUGUUAAAAUUUGAAAAUGUUGGUGGCUCCCCCGAUUAUAGGCCCCUCCCCCAUUUUAAAAUUCUGGACCCACCACUGAUUUGUCCAUGAAUUAAACUGAUCAUGAGAAAUUGUUAGGAAAAUAUUACAUUUAUGCAGUAUAAAGAGUCUUCAUUCCUAAGUUUUCGAAUGUGCUCGCUCAACCAUGAAAAUGAUUAAAGUUCGGAAAAUGUGUGGUGAUAGAAAUGAUGGAUGAUAAAAACAAUAGCAAUUAAAGUCUUAUUUGAAACCGAAUUUGCCCCCAAUAUUCACUUUAUUACCCUUUAAAAUGAGUCUGUGACAUUGAAAAUACAAAUUUUCCCACUUUGAUGCGCGCUCACUCAUCCAUAAAUAAACAAAUUGAUUUCAUUUUUGCACAGAAUUCUGCCCAUAGGUUGAUAAACAUUACUGCCAAAUGACAUUGCUAAAGACAGCCGUGAAAAAAGUUCCACCAUAUUGAAUAAGGGGUUACUUAUUCUUAAACAUGUGCACCCAUAAUGUACACAAGUCUAUGAGAGAUAAAGUCAAAAUUUUAACAAAUAUGAAAUGAGGGUUUGUUUCAUGGACGGUUUUUGUUACUUCUGCCAAUAGUUAUUUCAUGAAACUUCGUACAUGGCUUCAGAGUAACACUAUCCAAAAGGCGCGCACACCAAUAUAACCAUUCGAUACGACACAGAGUGGGGCCAAGGCCUUGAACUUUUUUCAUUUGCAUAAUUUUCGAAUAUUGUGUGCUCACUGAUGCAUUAAACAUCGGGAUUUUCAUAAAAAUCAAAUCGAAUGAACUAUGCAAGGAGGUUUGUGACAGAUAUCCAUAGUAACAAAUUGCAUUUUUUCCAAUAACGUAAAAAAGAGCUAAUCGCAUUCCACAUGUUCAUUCAAGCGUGGAUAUUUAAUUAAACGCCUUUGAAUCAUUGAAGCAUGUUAAUUGGUCAUGAACAUAACGAAAAAGUUGAGAAAAGAUCAUUUUCAGCUCCCAAAAUGAACCAAUACUUGCCUAUGAUAUUUAAAAAACGUAUUUUUUGUUUUCAAUAAAUGUUCAUUGAACCAUGAAACGAUGAAUAUUGUUGAAGAAACUCUUCCAAAAAUAACUGUCAUCAUAUUCUAUCAUUUUUAUUGAUAUAAAUGUGUAAAAAAUCCAAUUAUAGCAAAUUUAGCCAAAAAAGUUGUAUUGUCUUUUAGAGAGUACCUUUUACAAGCCUUCUGACUAUUUUUUAUGAUGAGAAUGUGGAAUAAGUUCCAAUAAAAUGGAAUCAAAGUCAUGAUAUUUGGCUUGUGACUUUUGAAAAGUGAAAUUUUUGCCUUCUGACGGUGCUCACUGAAGCAUGAAGUGAAAUACGUCCAUAACGUUUACUCAGAGGGUAGCUUACAAAGAUAAACUGAACUGUUUCUGAGAUUUAAUUAAAGGACAAGUCCACCCCACCAAAAGUUAAUUUUAAUGAAAUUAGAAAAAUCCAACCAGCAAAACACUGAAAAUUUCAUCAAAAUCGGAUGUAAAAUAAAAGUUAUAACAUUUUAAAGUUUUGCUUAAUUUCACAACAGUGAUAUACACAUCCUGGAUAGUAUGCGAAUUGACAGACUGAUAACGUCACCCACUCACUAUUUCUUUUGUAUUUUAUCAUAUGAAAUAUGAAAAAUUCUAAUUUUCUCCCCAUUGUCUUGUGAAAUUAAAUUUUAUUACUCCCUGAACAUGUGGAAUUACCAUUAUUUUAACAGUUUAUGGUUAAGUCAAGUUGGUCCUUAUUGUCAAAUCUUUAAAAAUUGAAAUAUUGUAUAGUUCAAACAAUAAAAAAAAAGAAAUAGUGAGUGAUGGACAUCAUCGACUAUCUCAUUUGCAUAUCGCCGAGUUGUGCGUUUAACUGUUUUGUGAAAAAUAAGCGAAACUUAAAAACGUCAUAACUUUCUUAUUUUACAUCCGAUUUUGAUGAAAUUUGCAGCGUUAUGUUUGUUUUAUUUGUCUCUAUCGAUUCAAAUCAACAAUUUUCUGUGGUGGACUUGGCCUUUAAUUGCAUGUAUGUGGGGGUAUAUUAAACAGUUAUCAGUAUUGACGGGCCUUGAAAAGGGUAACUAAAAACGUCCCGUUAUCCAUUCAUGAUUAAAGUAAUACUACUGUAUAAUAAAGCUGUAUAGAUUUCCGUUCUU
Messenger RNA from Lytechinus pictus (painted urchin), 5119 nucleotides. RefSeq lists its product as uncharacterized. The coding region runs from base 177 to 1172 and encodes 331 amino acids. The transcript is spliced from 2 exons. Gene Ontology annotation, molecular function: G protein-coupled receptor activity. Gene Ontology annotation, cellular component: plasma membrane. The record is from RefSeq and is a predicted model, not a curated record. Gene Ontology annotation, biological process: G protein-coupled receptor signaling pathway. NCBI's taxonomy places the organism in Eukaryota, Metazoa, Echinodermata, Echinoidea, Temnopleuroida, Toxopneustidae.